AUCGAACCCUUUUGAUUUAAUUCUUUUUCAUGGAAGAUCUAUUUAGAGAUGGUUAAUUCUUUUCAUCAUUACUCGAGUGUUAUUUAUCAAAUAAUCGGUGGAAAUUCGGCUCCAUUUUUGAUCCAGAACAUCAGUUGUAAGUUCUAAUUUCUUUAUCUGUUCAAGAUCUACAAGUUCUUGUGGCAUUUGAUGCUGAUUUUUCUUUUCUUUUUCGAGAUUUUUGGUUUGAUAAACGAUACAAGACAGACAAGUGGCUUUGGUGUUUGAAGAUCAUAAAUCAUAGGCUGAAUUUCUACCGAUUAUUAUUCAAGUAUUUUAAUCAGGAAAAAAAAUCAAGAAACCCAGAGAUUUUUGGUUUAUUAUGGAGGCUUUAUGUGAUCUAUGUAGGGUAGUGAGGGCAGUGGUGUACUGUAAAUCCGAUUCUGCAAAGUUAUGCUUCCAAUGUGAUAACCGUGUCCACUCUGCAAAUUCGUUAUCACGCAGACACCCUCGUUCCAUCCUCUGUGAUAAGUGUAACUCACAGCCAGCGGUUGCCCGCUAUGUGUUCGAUAAAACGUUUGUGUGUCAAGCUUGUGAUUUAAAUGAGAAUGGAUGUUCAUCAGGGCAAGCUCAUAGCCUUGAGGAACUGAAUUCCUAUACUGGGUGUCCUUCAAAUGAAGAGUUUUUAAAGAUUCUAUCUAAGGUUUGUGAUGGAGGUCCGGAUAUCAACAUUGAUCAGUUCCGUCCAUUGACCAAUUUGAAUGUCAACGAGAAUCUUGUAGGUAAUGGAAAUAACGAUGGACAAAUGGGAUUAGUGGCUUCUAGACUUAACGAAUUAGCAUCAUCACUGAAGUUUGAGUCUUGGAUUACUGAUCCAUCUUCAGUGAUCCCACCACAUUUAACCUACUUGACACCUGCUGAUAAAGAUCCAAACCCUUUCUUCCCUGAAGGAUCAAACCUAACUGAGGAUGCCUCCAAUUUGAACAAUCUUGGACUUAAUGAAGGCGAAGAUUUAUGUGAUAAUGUUGACUUGGGUGACGUUACACUGAAUUUUGAUGCUGGUUAUGAGAUGUUCAACUGUAUUCCGCAAGCCCAAACUAGAUACCCAUCUGAGGAUAGAGGUCUCAAUUGCCUUGUGAUGGAGAAAAACUUAUCUGUUACAGAAUCAAACAGUCAUAUAGAAAAUGCGAUUGAGGCAACAUCAUCUGGGCAACAAGAUUGCACCACUUUUCAGUCAUCUCAAGUGGCAGCAUCAGCAAAUGUGAUGCAGGCUAUGAAUGGUGGAAUGCUUUUGAAUCCUGGCUGCAAUCGGAGUGCUAUGAAUCUGGGUUUUCCCACUGUCCCUAAUAAUAUGUCCCUUUCGCUAUCAAACAUAACUGGAGAGAGUAGUGCUGCAGAUUAUCAAGAUUGUGGAUUAUCACCAAUGUUCUUCACAGGUGAAUCACCAUGGGAGUCGAAUUUCGAAUCCAGCCCACAAGCAAGGGACAAAGCUAAGAUGAGAUACAACGAGAAAAAGAAAACAAGAACGUUUGGUAAACAAAUAAGAUAUGCUUCUCGUAAAGCUAGAGCUGAUACUAGAAAGCGCGUGAAAGGUAGAUUUGUGAAGGCUGGUGAAGCAUAUGACUAUGACCCUCUUGUGACAACAGAUUUCUGAGUUCUUUUUGUUAUAUAAGGCCAUGGGAUCGAAUUCUGCUGAUACUGGAACAACUGAUGAUGUUUCUGAUAAGUGAUGGCAUUUAUAAUGUUUUUCACCCACUGUUGUUUAUGAAGGCGCCUUCGUGUUCUUCCUGGAAAAAGGUAC
Molecule: messenger RNA, 1780 nt
Organism: Cynara cardunculus var. scolymus (artichoke)
Lineage: Eukaryota; Viridiplantae; Streptophyta; Magnoliopsida; Asterales; Asteraceae
Product: putative zinc finger protein CONSTANS-LIKE 11
Exons: 5
Coding region: 362-1633 (423 amino acids)
Molecular function (GO): protein binding; zinc ion binding
Source: RefSeq, a predicted model, not a curated record